AUGGCGCGACACUUCGGCUGUGAAUUCAUCGAAACCUUGGCCAAGACAGCGCAGAACGUAGAGCGCCUUUUCAGGAACCUUGUUCGUGCAUUACGACAGGCCAGAGAAAGCUCAGUCCCGACCAAAAUAAGAGAGAAAAAGCCGGGCAUGUAUCAUCAUGUAGGGGACUUUUUUCUGGGAUUUCUGGGCUUCAGACUCCCUUACAUUUUUGUUUCUUUUUCAUAUUUCGUCGCCUCUGACUUGAUGGCCACGCCAUCAAUACAUCCUUUAUACCCAUAA
Molecule: messenger RNA, 279 nt
Organism: Laccaria bicolor S238N-H82
Lineage: Eukaryota; Fungi; Basidiomycota; Agaricomycetes; Agaricales; Hydnangiaceae
Exons: 1
Coding region: 1-279 (92 amino acids)
Molecular function (GO): GTPase activity; GTP binding
Source: RefSeq, a predicted model, not a curated record